Molecule: messenger RNA, 6394 nt
Organism: Paramecium pentaurelia
Lineage: Eukaryota; Ciliophora; Oligohymenophorea; Peniculida; Parameciidae
Source: the annotation of a GenBank genome assembly
AUGUCAAAUAAUAAGGAAAGAUUCUAUGAGUAAAAGUAAUAACAUUAAGAAUCUCAAGAAUCAUAACCAUCUAGAGAAAUUAAAAAAGAUAAAUUCAUAAAUAAAACAAAAAUUAAUGAUUCCCCUUUCGAUUAGAAAAUUGAUGUCAAAUAAUUUAAAAAAGCUGUCUCAUAAAAGCUACCUACUAUUGUAGAUAAAAAAAGACAUAAUUCUCAAAUAAUAUUAACUAAUUAAACAAUGAAAGAGAGCAUGAAGUAAUCAAACUAAUCAAAAUCUAUCUAAAAAUAAAUCAAUAAAAACACCAUUAACUAGUAAACGAUACCUCAUAUAACAGAAGAUCAUUUAAUUUAAAAUAAAGUUAUCAAGGAGGAAUAAUCAGAAUCUGAAAUCAAUAAUACUUUCAAUAUUGAAUAAGAGCAUUCAAUCAUAAAAUUAAACGAAUAAUUUUCCAGAUAAGCAUCUAAAAAAGCUUUUGUUGAAUUAUAUGAACUAGAUAAUUGUUUGGAGGAAAUAUAAGAUGAAAUGCAACAGAAAAAUGAAUAAAUGUAAUCAAUUGAAAACACAAAAAUAGAGAAAGAUGAAAAUACUAUAUAGUAGAUAGAUUAGGAUGAAUAAUGCAAUGAAAAUGUAGGAUUUGAUUUCAAACCUGAACUUGAAUACUAAUUAUUGAUAGAGUAGAAAAAUUUGAAUCAUUCUAUAGAUUUAAGAGUUUCCCAUAAUUUUUAAUGGUUAAUAAAGGAGAUUUCUUAUUAUUAAGAUGGACAUAGAUUUUUAUUUAUUAGAAAAUUAAUAUUUACUAUAAUUAUUUCAUUAGAAAUAUUAAGUUACAAGUUAUUAUAAUCCACUAUUUUUGAUUUAUAUGAAAUGUUCGUAACAUUAGCAAAUAUAAUAUUAUUUUUGAAUAGAUCUACUAAAGAGUCACCUAAAAUAAACGAAUACUAAUAUUUAUUUUGUGUUUUAUAUUUUAUUGAUGCAAUUAUACAUUUAGCUGGAUAAGGUUUUAAAAAGUACAUUUAAUCAUUUUGGAAUAUUUAUGAUUUAUUAAUCCUUAUCCUUUAUCUUUUAUAUAUUUUAUAAAAUCAUUACAUACCCUUUGAUGUAUCUACAUUUAGAUUAAUCAGAAUACCUAUCUAUGUUGGACGUAUCAGUAACAAAUUAAAUAUCAUAUUAUUAUCUAUUAAAGAAGCAGUAAAACAAAUUGUAGAAAAUUUACUUAUAUUAAUUCUAUUUACAAUUUUGAUUGCAAUAUUUAUGUUAUAUGCAUUUAAUGGAGUACUAAAAUAUAGAUGUAUGCAUGAGGAACUAGGAAUUUUUUCAUUGAGUUCAUAUGAAAUUGCUGUUUGUGGAUAUAAAGAAUGUGAGAUUGAUUUUGUAUGUGCAAGACAAUUACAGAGUAUUGAUGUUCCAACUAAUUUUGAUAAUAUCCUUUUUGCUUAUUUUUAAACAAUAAGAACUAGUAUAGUAAAUGAUUGGACUAUAACUAUGUAUAUGCUUAUGAAAUAAUUCAAUCCAUUUGUUUGCAUUUUAUAUGUAUUUAUCAUAUUUGCAAUUAAUAAAUUUUACUUUCAACUUUUAAUUGCUGUUUUAAAGGUCAAUUAUCAUAAGACUUAAGAAUAUUAUAUAAAUAAUCCUGUGAAACCUGAAUUUUCAGAAGAUUAAAUAAAAAUUACUUUGUCAUAAUUAUUGGAAAAUGAUUUAUGGAAAGCCAUAAAACUAUAAAUCUAAAAUUAUGAAAACUUGAAAUAUUUUACAUAAUCAAAAGUAGACCCAAAAAUCAAAUAGUAAAAACUAAAUAUUUAACCAAUUCAAGAACAUAAUAAUGUUAAACUUUUAUCUGCAAGAUAACAAAUAGAUCUAUAGAAUGUAAGAGAAUUAAUUUUGAAAUAAAAUACUCAUGAAUCUUGGAUUAUUUCUUUUUAUUUCCCAAAUCAUUAAUUAUAAUAGUAGAUAUAAAAUAUUAUCAAUUAAAAUGAAAAUAAAUUUUAUAAUUUGGAAGCAUUCUAUACUUUAAGAAGUCUUGAUUAUUUGAGUAUUUAUAAGCAUGUUCGAUAUGAUGAAUCCUAUGAAUUUACAUCUAUUUAAGAUAUAUAAUUAUAAACAGAGCCUAAAAAGAAAUAGAAUGAUAGAAAAAUUAUUAAAAAGUAACAUUUAUAAUAAUAAUAUUUUGUUAUUUAAAAAGUAUAAAAUACAUUUAAAACAGAAGAUAAACCAAAACCUAAAUUUCCUUAUAUAAAAAAAAAAAUACUUAUGGAUAAUGAAGUAGAGUUCUUUGAAAGCUUAGCUAAUUCAAGUAUGAAUGAAAGUAGUAUAGACUCAAGUUCUGCAAAAUAUAAUCAUGAACAUUUCUAAUCUUAGAAUAUUGGAAACAAUAUUUUUGUUACACAUUCUUAAUAAGAAAAUAAAUAUUUUAAUUCUUUAAUGAAAAAGAAUUAAGAUAAAAAAUAAUUAUAAAUUAAUACAUAAAGCAGAACAAGUAUAAAUUAAAAUUAAUUUAAUCUAAAAUAUAAUGAUGUAGUUGAAAUAAUAAAUUUUGAAUUGAAAAAUGAAGUUAUAGAAGUUACAAAUAAUGAAGAUUUAUAUGAUUAAUAAAGAAAUUAAUAAUAAGAAGGAAUUUAUUUAAUUUAAUGGUCUGGUAAUGAUUUAAUAGAGAAAUUUCAAUUUGAAUCAGUAGUUUAAUAUCUAAACAAAUAAUGGAAUUAUUAUUUUUUAAAGGGAAUACGUUUUUAUCUAAUAAAAAUAUAAUACUAAUUAUAUUAUUUCAUAACUAAUUCAAUUAUUUAGAUUUUAUUAGACGGAUUUGUUUGUUUAAACAUUUUAAUAUUAACAUUUUCGGAUUUUUAUGAUCAAAUCAUAGCAGAUUAUUUUGAUUUAGUUGUAACUUUGCUUUUAUUUUUGGAAACAAUACUGAAAUUGCUGACAAUACAUAAGUAUAUAUAUAAUUUUACUAAUUUUUUGAGUAUUAUCAUAAUUACAUUUGUUUUAAUAGAAAGACUAUUAUUUUUUUCACUUUAUGAUGCAUAACAACCAAAAUUUGUAAUCUUUACAUAUAUUAGAAUUUUAAAAUCGCUCUUUUUUUUUAGAGUCAUCAAAUAUAAUACAUUUGCACAAAAUAUGAUGAUGAUAUCUUAUUAAACAUUUCCAAAUUAUGCAGUUAUGGCAUUGUUACUCUUCUUUCUUAUUUUAAAUUACGCCAUAUUUUCAUUGUAAAUAUUUGAUUUCCCUGAUACUGCUGAAUUAAAAAUGUAUCAUUAUUUUGGUAAUAUAUAUCAAUCUUGGAUAGCAGUUUAUGAUAUAUCUACUGGUGAUGAUUGGUAUGGAGUAGUUAUACUAAGUACAACAUAUGGAAUCUAUUAUAUAGGUUUCCUAUUUUGUAUUUCUUUAGUUUUUAUUGUUAAUUAUUUUGGUUUUGGAUUAUCUUUUGUUAUUAUCCUUGAUGGAUUUGCAAAUUAUUUAGAUAUUACAAAAGAGACAGAUUAAUAAUAAAUAGAAGAAAAAGAAUAUAGCUUAGUCUUAGAUUUUAAUCAUUAAGGAUCAGAAUUAAAAAAAGAGAGUAAGAUAAAAAAAGAUAAUAAUAAUAUUAAUAUGAAAAGUUUACUUGAAUCUUUAAUUGAACCAGAAAAUAAAGAGAAAUAUCAUAAUAUAUAAAAUGAAUAUUCAUUGUUCAUAAUUUAGAAAAAUAAUCCACUAAGAAAGUUAUGUUUUUUAAUCUCUGAAAUUUAUCCAUUUAAAAUAUUAUUAUGUUUUGUUUUAUGGAGUAGUUUGAUAAAUUUAAUUUUGAUUACAUAUUAUGAUGAAACAGAUUAAAAUUUUUGGAAUACUUUCGAGAUAAUUUAAUGUCUAUUUAAUUUAUUAAUAUUAAUUGAUGCAAUAAUUUAAAUAAUUACAUAUGGAGCUAUUGCAUAGGAUGGAUAUUUUAGUAGUAUUUGGGUUAGUAUUGAUUUUGUAUAUGUAGUUACUUAUUUUCUUUAUUUAGCAUCUAAUCAUUCUGCUUUAAAAUGGAUAUUAUAUUUGGGCUAUUUACGUCCACUCAAAGUAACAUCAACCUAUGGAUUCUUUGUCAAUGAAAGAGGAGCAAUUAUGAAAUCAUUUUCAGAUAUCUUAAGAAUCUUUUAUGUUAUUUUACUUUUUUGGUUCAUCUUUGCUAUUUUUGGAAUGACUAUUUAUAAAGAUAAACUUGGUUAUUGUGAUUCUUAUUUUAAUUAUGGAGUUGGAAGAUAGGAAUGUUAAGGAGAAUGGAAAAUUUACCCUCAUAAUUUUAAUAAUAUAAUUGAAGCUAUGCAAUCGUUAUUUAUAAUUUCUACCCUUGAUGGUUGGGGUAUAACAUUUUUUGUUUGUAUAAACAGUGCUUCAGAAUAGACUGGACCAUUACGAUUUAAUAAUGAAUGGAUUUCAUAUUUAUUUUUUUUUAGUUUCACUUUUAUAGGAGCAUUAUUUUUCUUAUAAUUCUUUGCAGGAGUUAUUUUUGUUAACUUUUAAUAAAAUAAAUAAUAGUUAUUAAAUCCAGAUUUAACCUUAGAUUAAGAAUUAUUUUUAAAAUUAACAGAAAUUAUUAUGUUGGAUACUCCAAAUUAUUCAAAACCACCAAAGAAAGGUUUAAGAUUAAAAGCAAAAAAGCUUUUAGAAAAUUCAACUUAUAGUUUAAUUACAAAACUAAGUUUAAUAUUAAAUUUAUGUAAUUGUUGUCAUAAUUUUAGUUACUUUGAUGUUAUUUUUUGAAUAAGGGAGUACAAGAUUUUUACAAAGUUUAAAUUGGCUUAAUCAUUUUUUUAGCUUCAUUUUAUUUAUAGAUUGCAUUCUGAAAUUAUUUACAUAUCAUAUUAAAAGAUAUUUUGAUGAUAUUUGGAGAUAAAUGUAAUUAAUUUUUGUAUUAUUAUCAUUAUUUGAUUUCUAUAUAGAUAUUUAAUUUAACUUUUAUAUGAGAUAUGCAAGAGCCAGUAGAGAUGAUCCAUAUUUUAUUUGGUUAAGAGUUUUCAUAUUAAAUAGAUGUUUAAGAAUGUCUUUAAUAAUAUAAUAAUUUACAAGAAUAAGAAAACUAUUAAAUGUUAUAUAUUUCAAUAAAAUGGCUAUAUUGAGAAUUUUAGGAUUAUUUAUUACUGUUUUAUCAUGUUAUUCAUAUGUAGGUUGUGCUCUUUUUGGAGAAGCUGAUUCUGGAUCUAUUUUAAAUGAUUAAUUAAAUUUUAAUAAUUUUUUCUUUGGUUUACUUGCUAGUUUUAAAUGCACAACAGAAAAUGGAUGGAGAUUUAUUUUUGUUGAUUCAUAAAAUUUUAUGAAAUUAAAAAACAAACCUUGGGUUCUAGCUUCUAUAUUUUAUUAUAGUUUAAUAUUUAUUGGAGCUAGAGUAUUGAUGAAUUUAAUUGUUUGUGAAUUAGUUUAAGAAUUUGAAAAAUUUUAUGAUACAAGCAGCAGUUGUUUAGAAACUUAUGUAGAAACCAUUGAUAAAUUUAGAACUUUAUGGUGUAAAUAUACUGAAGAAUUUCAAGGCACUAAAAUGUAAACUAAAUAUUUAGGACAUUUUCUAUUAGAUUUAGAAGAACCAUUAGGAGCUUAAAAAGGUGAUAAUAUUUGGGAUGCUGCCAAAAAAGCAUCAAGUUAUGAAUUAAAAAAGGAUUUUGCAGGUUGUCUUACUUUUAGAAAUCUACUUUAUGAAGUUUUUAAAUAAGCAUUUAAAGAAAGUAUAUUCAAAAUUACUACAGAGGCUGGUAAAACAAUAAUGAAAGAAAAUGAUAAAAAAAUAAAAUAUAGAUUAUAUAAUUAAAGAUCUCAUCAUUUUAGAAGAGAAAGAGUAAAUGAAAAAGUAGAUAUAUAAAGUAAUUUUAAUAUUCUAUAGGAAUAUUUAUAUCUUUAUAUGGCUUUGAAGGCUUGGAAGAGUUUCUCAGAAUAUUUUUUUAAUGUUGCAGGAGAAGUAUAAAAUACUAUUGAUUUUACUGAAAGUGAUGUGGAUGUUAAGAUUUCUGAAAUAGAAAGUGAUAAUAGUUAAAUAGAAGAUUUAGAUUUUGAAGAAUCAAAAUAUUAAAUAAAAAGAAGACCUACUAAAGAACAUUUAAGAAGACCUACUGAUGUUUAUAUCCUACCAUAUUAUGAUGAAAUCAAGUUUAAAGAUAAAAAUCUUAGAUCUAUACUUAAAGCUACUGAUUAAUAAUAAUAAAAGGUUUUUAAAUCUAUAUCCAUUAUUAAAAAAAAAGAAUAGUUGAUAUAAUAUAAAGAAUAUAAUAAAAGAAGAGAUGCAAUUGAUAAACCAACAGCUUCUAGAAAUAGAUAUCAAUAUGGAUAUCAUGAAAGAAUUACAAGAUAAUAAUUAGAAGAAAAAUCAGAUAACAGAUUACUUUCCAGAUUUGAUCCUACUAAAAUGCCAAGUGCCUAUAAUAUUACUAAAAUAGCUUCAAGAUUAAAAUGA